Messenger RNA from Carya illinoinensis, 1278 nucleotides. RefSeq lists its product as uncharacterized. The record is from RefSeq and is a predicted model, not a curated record. The coding region runs from base 1 to 1278 and encodes 425 amino acids. Gene Ontology annotation, molecular function: nucleic acid binding. The transcript is spliced from 2 exons. NCBI's taxonomy places the organism in Eukaryota, Viridiplantae, Streptophyta, Magnoliopsida, Fagales, Juglandaceae.
AUGGAGUUUGAUAAGUUUAAACUCCAGUAUGCGAAAGAUGAAGACUUUGGUAACACUUGGAACAAUUUAACUGAAGGUGAGGAAGCAACUCUCGACAAUUAUUCAAUAAAGGAUGGUUAUUUGUUUUUUGGAACCCGCUUGUGUAUUCCUCAAGGAUCCUUCCAAGAAUUUAUCAUUUCGGAACUCCACGGAGGAGGUUUAGCAGGACAUUUUGGUUGUGACAAAACCUUUGCUAUUGUUACCGAUCAGUUUUUUUGGCCACGAUUAUGUCGAGAUGUGUACAGGGUGGUGGCUCGCUGUCGGGUAUGUCAGAUUAAUAAGGGUACUAAGCAGAGAGUAGGGCUCUACACUCCACUUCCAAUUCCAGAUAGGCCCUGGCAACAUCUUAGUAUGGAUUUUGUUCUUGGAUUAUCCAAGACUUUACGUCAACAUGAUUCCAUUAUGGUAGUGGUGGAUUGUUUUUCAAAAAUGUCCCAUUUCAUUCCUUGCCAUAAGACCUUUGAUGCUUCCAAAACUGUAGCUCUGUUCUUACAGGAGGUGCCUGUGGCAGUUGCAGUUCCUGUGACCCUAGCCGCUUCGAAGGGCCCAUGCAGGCUGUCCUCGAGAGCCAAUAUACUCUCAAUGCACUUUUAUGGGGCCCUCCUGGAUCAGGCUCCUCAUCCGUUAACUCUAGUAGAGCCUCCUCCAGAUGAUCCCCUCUUCUCUGUUUACUGCACAAUCUGUAGUGGGGGUCAAGUCCUUGAGAGCAUUACUGAAGAUCAGGCAGAAAGUCUCAUCUCAAAUGUGGAGAGGGUGCCAUCACCUGAGCCCCCUUGUGCCCAACCCUCGAAAGAAGGUCCUACUCCUCUCCGUGUCGUCGUCAAGCCUAUGAUGGCUUCUGCCAAGAAGCCGGUUGAGAGAACUCCUGGGGAGAAAGAAGCAGAUUUGAACUUGACUGUAGUUUUUGACCCCACAACCGAGAAGUCAAUUGCUCUAGUCUCUCCCCUAACCAUCAUCAUAUCGCUAGCUGUCGAAAUGAAGGUGGUUGUGGAGAUGAGGGCCGAGGAAGGAGGUCCACCCACCCCUAGCAAGAAGGAGCACUCAAAUCUCAAGGAGAAGCAUUCUUCCACCAUUAAGGGCCUCUAUCAUUCCCAAAUUGUCAUCGGUCUUACAGAGAGUGUCACAGGUGCAACCGAGAGAGUGGAACCACUAUGCGGCCACCACUUAAAGAGUGCCAAGAGGGGACUCUCCCCUACUCCACUCGGUUUGAGGUUAGGGCAACUUAGGCAAAAUCCUUAG